AUGUCGGGCUAUAAUAAUAAUCAGGGCCACUACGAUGAUGGCUACAACCAUCAGGGCCACGGUGAUGGCUAUUACCACGAUGAUCAGUACUACGAUCAACACGAUUACUCCCAGCAUGAUGGGUAUUAUGACCAAGGCGGCUACUACAAUGGAGAGCACAACAACGGAGGCUACUAUGAAGGCGGCCACGGCUAUCAGGACGACUACUAUAAUGAUCAGUACUAUGACCAAGGCCACGCUGGUCAGUAUGGCGGUUCAGGAGGCCGAGGCCGCCGUCAUGGGGAUUCCGAGGACGACUCCGAGUCCUUCAGUGACUUCACCAUGAGAUCCGAGACUGCUCGUGCGGCGGACAUGGAUUACUAUGGCCGUGGUGAUGAGCGCUAUAACAGCUACAACGAGAGUCAGAUGGGUCGCGGUUACGGUUACAGACCCCCCUCCUCCCAGGUUUCUUAUGGUGGGAACCGCUCGUCCGGUGCGUCGACUCCGGUCUAUGGGAUGGACUACUCCAAUGCCCUUCCCGCCGGGCAGCGAUCCCGAGAGCCGUAUCCGGCCUGGGCUUCGGACGCCCAGAUCCCCCUCUCCAAGGAGGAGAUUGAGGAUAUCUUCCUGGAUCUCGUCAACAAAUUUGGCUUCCAGCGCGACAGCAUGCGGAACAUGUACGACCACCUGAUGACGCAGUUGGAUUCCCGCGCGUCUCGGAUGACUCCCAAUCAGGCUCUGCUCUCUCUGCAUGCAGACUACAUCGGCGGCGAUAAUGCCAACUACCGUCGUUGGUAUUUCGCUGCCCACCUGGAUCUGGACGAUGCCGUUGGUUUUGCCAACAUGAAGCUCGGAAAGGCCGAUCGCAAGACGAGGAAGGCUCGCAAAGCCGCCAAGCAGGCCGCAGCCCAGAACCCGGAGAACGAACAGGCGACCCUGGAGGCUUUGGAAGGUGACAACAGUUUAGAGGCCGCCGAAUACCGGUGGAAGACUCGAAUGAACCGCAUGUCCCAGCAUGACCGCGUCCGCCAGCUCGCUCUGUAUCUGCUCUUGUGGGGUGAAGCCAAUCAGGUUCGCUUCAUGCCUGAAUGUCUCUGCUUCAUCUUCAAGUGUGCCGAUGAUUACUUGAACUCUCCCGAGUGCCAGAACCGUGUCGAGCCGGUCGAGGAGUUGUCCUAUCUCAACAACGUCAUCACUCCGCUCUACCAGUACCUUCGCGACCAGGGAUAUGAAAUCCUCGACGGCAAGUACGUGCGACGCGAGCGCGACCACAACCAAAUCAUCGGCUACGAUGAUGUCAAUCAGCUCUUCUGGUAUCCGGAGGGUAUCGAGCGGAUCGUGCUGCAGGACAAGACCCGACUCGUCGACAUCCCACCCGCCGAGCGCUGGAACAAGCUCAAGGAGGUCAACUGGAAGAAGGUCUUCUUCAAGACGUACAAGGAGACUCGGUCCUGGUUCCAUAUGAUUACCAACUUCAACCGCAUCUGGGUCAUCCACCUGGGUGCUUUCUGGUUCUUCACCGCAUACAACUCGCCGACCCUCUAUACCAAGAACUACGAGCAACAGCGGAACAAUCAACCACCGGGUUCCUACAAAUGGUCCGCCGUCGCCUUGGGUGGUACGGUCUGUUGUAUCAUCCAGAUCCUGGCUACUCUGGCCGAGUGGGCGUAUGUUCCGCGUCGAUGGGCAGGCGCUCAGCAUCUGACGAAACGGCUUCUCUUCCUCCUCCUGGUCUUCGCGAUCAACGUUGGUCCCAGUGUCUACGUCUUCGGAAUCUCCAAGGAUGGCACGGAUUCGAUCGCUCUCAUCCUCGGUAUCGUCCAGUUCUUUGUUGCGCUGGCAACCUUUUUCUUCUUCUCCUUCAUGCCUCUGGGUGCCUUGUUCGGUAGUUACUUGAAGAAGGGCGGUCGUCGAUAUGUUGCCAGCCAGACGUUCACGGCCAGCUUCCCUCGGCUUGAGGGCAACAGCAUGUGGAUGUCCUAUGGUCUGUGGGUCUGCGUCUUUGCCGCCAAGCUGGUCGAAUCCUACUUCUUCCUGACCCUCUCGUUCAAGGAUCCCAUCCGGAUUCUGUCGCCGAUGAAGAUCAGUCGCUGCGCUGGUGACGCGAUCAUCGGUAAUGUUCUGUGCCACUACCAGCCCCAGAUUCUUCUCGGUCUCAUGUUCUUCACCGACUUGACCCUCUUCUUCCUGGACAGUUAUCUGUGGUACAUUAUUCUGAACACCGUCUUCUCCGUGGCUCGGUCGUUCUACCUGGGUGUCUCCAUCUGGAGUCCGUGGCGGAACAUCUUUUCUCGCUUGCCCAAGCGUAUCUAUUCCAAGGUCCUGGCAACCACCGACAUGGAGAUCAAGUACAAGCCAAAGGUCCUGAUUUCUCAAGUGUGGAACGCCAUCGUGAUUUCCAUGUACCGCGAGCAUCUCUUGGCCAUCGACCAUGUUCAGAAACUUCUGUACCACCAGGUUCCCUCGGAGCAGGAGGGCAAGCGAACGUUGAGGGCUCCGACUUUCUUCGUCUCGCAGGAGGACCAGUCGUUCAAGACCGAGUUCUUCCCGCCCCAGAGCGAAGCCGAGCGUCGCAUUUCUUUCUUCGCUCAGUCCCUGUCGACCCCGAUUCCGGAGCCCGUGCCGGUUGACAACAUGCCGACCUUCACGGUCCUGAUCCCCCACUACAGCGAAAAGAUCCUGUUGUCUCUGCGUGAGAUCAUCCGGGAAGAUGAGCCGUACUCGCGUGUUACUCUCCUGGAAUAUCUCAAGCAGCUGCAUCCGCACGAAUGGGAUUGUUUCGUGAAGGACACCAAGAUCUUGGCCGACGAGACUUCGCAGUUUAAUGGCGAGUACGAGAAGAGUGAAAAGGAUGCUGCCAAGAGCAAGAUUGAUGAUCUGCCCUUCUACUGCAUUGGUUUCAAAUCUGCGGCUCCUGAGUACACGCUUCGCACUCGGAUCUGGGCUUCGCUUCGCUCUCAGACUCUGUACCGCACCAUCUCUGGUUUCAUGAACUACAGCCGGGCCAUCAAACUCCUGUAUCGUGUUGAGAACCCCGAAGUGGUGCAGAUGUUUGGCGGUAAUUCCGACAAGCUCGAACGGGAACUCGAACGAAUGGCCCGCCGGAAGUUCAAGAUUUGCGUGUCCAUGCAGCGAUAUGCCAAGUUUAACAAGGAGGAGCGCGAGAACACCGAGUUUCUGCUUCGUGCCUACCCUGACCUGCAGAUCGCUUAUCUGGACGAGGAGCCCCCUCUGAACGAGGGCGAAGAGCCAAGACUGUACUCGGCCCUGAUCGAUGGACACUGCGAACUGUUGGAAAGCGGCAUGCGCAAGCCCAAGUUCCGCAUCCAGCUGUCUGGUAACCCGAUUCUCGGUGACGGCAAAUCGGACAAUCAGAACCAUGCCAUCAUUUUCUACCGUGGCGAGUAUAUUCAACUGGUCGAUGCCAACCAGGACAACUACCUGGAAGAGUGUCUCAAGAUCCGCAGCGUUUUGGCCGAGUUCGAGGAAAUGACUACCGACAAUGUGUCUCCUUACACCCCUGGUCUCCCGUCCAACAAGACGAACCCCGUUGCCAUCCUUGGUGCCCGCGAAUAUAUCUUCUCGGAGAACAUUGGCAUUCUCGGUGACGUGGCUGCUGGAAAGGAACAGACCUUCGGUACCCUGUUCGCACGGACGCUGGCUGAAAUCGGUGGUAAACUGCACUAUGGUCACCCUGACUUCCUGAACGGUAUCUUCAUGUGCACCCGAGGUGGCGUGUCCAAGGCUCAGAAGGGUCUGCACCUGAACGAAGAUAUCUACGCUGGUAUGAACGCAAUGCUUCGUGGCGGUCGGAUCAAGCACUGCGAGUACUUCCAGUGUGGUAAAGGUCGUGACUUGGGUUUUGGUUCUAUUCUCAACUUCACCACCAAGAUCGGAACCGGUAUGGGUGAACAGAUGCUGUCUCGCGAGUACUACUACCUUGGCACUCAGCUUCCCCUGGAUCGAUUCCUGUCGUUCUACUAUGCCCACCCUGGUUUCCACAUCAACAACAUGUUUAUCAUGUUGUCGGUGCAGAUGUUCAUGAUCGUCUUGAUCAACCUGGGUGCCUUGCGACACGAGACGAUCCUGUGCCGCUACAACCCCAACGUGCCGAUCACCGAUCCACUCAUGCCGACGGGUUGUGCCAACCUGGUUCCCAUCACCGACUGGGUGAACCGCUGCAUUGUCUCCAUCUUCAUCGUGUUCUUCAUCUCGUUCGUUCCUCUGGUUGUCCAGGAAUUGACCGAGAGAGGUUUCUGGCGCGCGGCGACUCGUCUUGCCAAGCAUUUUGGAUCCUUCUCCUUCAUGUUCGAGGUGUUCGUGUGCCAGAUCUAUGCCAACUCGAUCCAGCAAGAUCUCUCCUUUGGUGGUGCCCGCUACAUCGGUACCGGUCGAGGCUUUGCCACGGCUCGUAUUCCUUUCGGAGUUCUCUACUCUCGUUUCGCGAGCCCGUCGAUUUACUUUGGAGCCCGGGCGCUGUUGAUGCUGUUCUUUGCCACGACCACCGUGUGGACUCCGGCCCUGAUCUGGUUCUGGGUGUCUCUGCUGGCGUUAUGCAUCUCUCCUUUCCUGUUCAACCCGCACCAGUUUGCCUGGAACGACUUCUUCAUCGACUAUCGUGAUUACCUGAGAUGGCUGUCCCGCGGUAAUUCUCGGUCCCAUGCCUCGUCCUGGAUCGCAUUCUGCCGCCUGUCUCGUACCAGAAUUACGGGUUACAAGCGCAAAGUUCUUGGUGUACCUUCGGAGAAGCUGUCGGGUGAUGUUCCCCGAGCUCGUCUGUCGAAUAUCUUCUUCAGCGAGAUCGUUGGCCCGUUGGUGCUCGUUGCCGUGACCCUUAUCCCGUAUCUGUACAUCAAUGCGCAGACAGGAGUGAAGAACGCCAAGCCUACCGACUCCCUGGUUCGUGUUGGUAUUGUUGCAUUCGCUCCUAUUGGUGUCAAUGCCGGUGUUGCGGCUGCCAUGUUCGGCAUGGCUUGCUGCAUGGGUCCCGUCCUGAGCAUGUGCUGCAAGAAGUUUGGAGCUGUGCUCGCUGCCAUUGCCCACGCCGUUGCCGUUAUCAUGCUUCUGGCCAUCUUCGAGGUGAUGUUCUUCCUGGAAGGCUUCAGCUUGCCUCGAUGCUUGCUCGGCAUGAUCUCCAUGGCUGCUAUUCAGCGCUUCGUCUAUAAAUUGAUCAUUGCCUUGGCAUUGACACGAGAAUUCAAGCACGACCAAUCGAACAUCGCCUGGUGGACUGGAAAAUGGUACAGCAUGGGCUGGCACUCGAUCUCUCAGCCCGGCCGUGAAUUCCUUUGCAAGAUUACGGAGCUCGGAUACUUUGCUGCCGACUUCGUCCUGGGACACAUGCUCCUUUUCAUCAUGCUGCCCGCCCUCUGUAUUCCUUAUGUUGACAAGUUCCAUUCCGUCAUUCUUUUCUGGCUGCGUCCAAGCCGGCAGAUUCGUCCACCGAUUUAUUCCUUAAAACAAACCAAGCUUCGAAGGCGUCGUGUUAUCCGCUAUUCAAUCCUUUAUUUCGCCAUGCUUAUUCUUUUCAUCAUCCUGAUCGCCGCGCCGCUUGUUGUCCGUAACAUGGGAAUGGCACAGAAUAUCACCAAGAGUUUCAGCGGCGCGGGCGGGAUGCUACUUAUGCAGCCAAUCAAUCAGGAUAACAACGACACGACCAGCUUCUACACAGGAAACAACCUUCCUGGUGGAAUGUCGGCGCAGGCGCAGCCCACAGGGGCGGCGGCCAGCAGUACCGGCGGUGGCGCGAAGAUGAUGUUCAUGUUCUAA
Rasamsonia emersonii CBS 393.64 is the source of this 5748-nucleotide messenger RNA. Its product is annotated as 1,3-beta-glucan synthase. The transcript is spliced from 3 exons. The record is from RefSeq and is a predicted model, not a curated record. Gene Ontology annotation, biological process: fungal-type cell wall polysaccharide biosynthetic process; (1->3)-beta-D-glucan biosynthetic process. Gene Ontology annotation, cellular component: plasma membrane; 1,3-beta-D-glucan synthase complex. Gene Ontology annotation, molecular function: 1,3-beta-D-glucan synthase activity. Lineage: Eukaryota; Fungi; Ascomycota; Eurotiomycetes; Eurotiales; Trichocomaceae. The coding region runs from base 1 to 5748 and encodes 1915 amino acids.